CUUCACAGAGCGCUGAGACGCCACACUGAGCUCUGGAAGCUAGCUGGGACAGACAAGCCACACACACACACACUUGGCAUGGAUAGCAAAGUCCUAGCGCUGGUGGCCCUGCUGGCGGUCAUCAUAUGGAGCCCAGAGGCUGACGCUAAACCCAUCAGUCUGGUGGAGAGGUGUUGGUGCCGGUCCACUCUCAACACCGUCCCGCAGAGGAGCAUCCGUGAGAUUAAGUUCCUCCACACGCCCAGCUGCCCUUUCCAAGUCAUUGCCAAGCUGAAGAACAACAGAGAGGUCUGCAUCAACCCCAAGACCAAAUGGCUGCAGCAGUAUCUAAAGAAUGCCAUUAGCAAAAUAAAGAAGAAGCGCUCGAAGUAAACACCUGAGGAUGUGCGAGGAGGACCACCGUGCAUCUCUGACCUCCAAAGAGUCACCCGUCCUCUUCUCUCGCUCUCUUUGAUCACUCCUCCUCUUUCUGGACUGCUUGCACAAACAGCACUUCACCUAAACCUGCCUCUCAAGCAUCCAGACAGACUUCAGCUCACCAAAACACAAGCCAACACCUUCCUCCUGACGCACUGCUACUGCGGCUGUGAUCACUGACUGAAUCAAGCCUCUGAAUGUGACCGUGAAUGUUUGAAUGCGAAGGAAAGAGAGAUAUCUACAGGUUUUCCGCAGCUUAAAGGGCAGAAAAAUGAGAGUUUGUGUCAUUGUUGUGAGGGAUGUCUUACCUUUAGGAUAGUUUGGGAUUAAUAAGGGACAUAAGCAAGUGAAAAUGAAGCAGAAAUUUAAACCUGCCCUGUUCUAGCUUUCACUUUGUGUUAUUUUGCUGCUCAUAGCUUAGUAGAAGUGUUUAAAAGCUCACCAGCACACAUGAAUGAUCCAGCAUGCUAACGCUAGCUCUGUUCCAAAACAUAGUUAGCCGCAUACUGAGCAAAAAAUUGGUGUAGAAAUAAUUUCCACACAGAAAUUGCAAUAAUUACAAAGAAAUGGCAAUUAAACAUGACAAAACCUGAAAUAGUUUUCUCUUGAAAAACAAACAAACAAAUUUAAGCAUGCGUGAAUUGCAUUUCACAAAUAAAAAAUGCAUUACGACAAGUUUCCUUAAAAAACCAAGAUGGCAGAUGUGAAAUGCCAAUCAUAAAAAUACUUACAUUUAAUAAAAUACCCAAUAAAAAGUGAACAGCUAAUUUCCUCAAAAUUUUUAUGUUAGUUGUUUAGUUAAAUGCCAUAUUGAAUUUAACACUAAUGAAAACCCACAACUUUCAAAACCAUUUAAAGAGGUUUUCGACCAAACAUUUCUUUCGUCGUUUCAUCCACUGAUUAAUCAGUAUGUCAUUAAACAACAGAACAAUCCAUUGAGCGCACUGCACUUCUAUCACUCACCGCCUUAACUUCAUUCCCGCCAAAAAAAUACAUGUGCCGUUCUAUUAGCUUAGCAACAUGCUAAUGUCAAACUUUUUAGAAUCCAUUUUUGGUGGAGUAUUUCAAACUAUUUACUUACUAAGCUCCACAACGGUGCAGUCUUAGAAGACAGUAGACAGUAGUGCACUUGGCAGUGCACUUUGUAGGCAGCAGAUAGCAAGGUUUUGGCACAGAGACGCAUUGACACAGGGCUGCUACUACAGGAAGCAGAAUCACAGUUUCCUCUCUUCCACUUCCUCUCUGCUACCAAUGUGUAGCAAAUGCCAGACACUGAAAUUCAAGAAAUAUGCAGUUUAAAGCAGAUAUGCUGUACUUAUAAAGCAGGUGUCGUUAAUGCAAUCAUGUCAUAAACCUUCAGUUCACGUGCACCGAGCAAUAUUCCUUGACUCAGGCCUUAAUUAACAUUUGUAUACAGAUCUUGUGUCAUACUGGUUUUAUUUCGGAUCCAACAGGACCAACCAACAUGUAAAUAUUCUCCAGCACUAAAUGACUGUUAGUAAAUGGGUUGAACAGGGACCAAAAACUGAAAAAUGCAAGCAAUUUGUAGGCAAAAUUAAUAUUGCUUUAUGUAUUCCAUAUGUAUGCGUUUUUUGUUUUUAGCCACAGAAUUAAAGGAUGUGACUGUGAUUUUGUUUUUUAUGACAUUAACACAUUUAUCUAACACUUUUUAGUUUUUUCCGUUCUGAUGUUUUGACUCAAAUGCCCGAUUGCUGUAAUGUUUUUGAGCCACUUUAAAAAUAUAAGGAGUUUGUAAUGUAAUGAUUUAUUUUUGUAUUUUGAAUAAAAACACUACAGUACAAUA
Molecule: messenger RNA, 2221 nt
Organism: Carassius gibelio (silver crucian carp)
Lineage: Eukaryota; Metazoa; Chordata; Actinopteri; Cypriniformes; Cyprinidae
Gene: cxcl12b
Product: chemokine (C-X-C motif) ligand 12b (stromal cell-derived factor 1)
Exons: 4
Coding region: 79-372 (97 amino acids)
Biological process (GO): induction of positive chemotaxis; positive regulation of cell migration; defense response
Cellular component (GO): extracellular region
Molecular function (GO): chemoattractant activity; chemokine activity
Source: RefSeq, a predicted model, not a curated record